GCGCCGAGGGGCCGGAGGUGCGCGCACUCGCGAAGUUGCCUCUGCGCUGCAGUCGGUCUGUUUUCCAAGGGCCUCCUUUCUUACGCACGUUUGUCUUUUUUCCCUCAGAGUGCCAUUAAGGGGAAAUUGCAAGAAUUAGGAGCUUAUGUGGAUGAAGAACUUCCUGAUUACAUUAUGGUGAUGGUGGCCAACAAGAAAAGUCAGGACCAAAUGACAGAGGACCUGUCCCUGUUUCUAGGGAACAACACAAUUCGAUUCACCGUAUGGCUUCAUGGUGUAUUAGAUAAACUUCGUUCUGUAACAACUGAUCCCUCCAGUCUAAAGUCUUCUGAUACCAACAUCUUUGAGAGUAACGUGCCUUCAAGCAAGAGUGGUUUCAGUCGGGGAGAUGAGAGAAGGCACGAAGCUGCGGUGCCACCUCUUGCAGUUUCCAGCACUAGACCUGAAAAAAGAGAUUCUAGAGUUUCUACAAGUUCACAGGAGCAGAAGGCCGCUAAUGUCAGACAAACUUACGAUGAUGGAGCUGCAACCCGACUAAUGUCAACAGUGAAACCUUUGAGGGAGCCAGCACCAUCUGAAGAUGUGAUUGAUAUUAAGCCAGAACCAGAUGAUCUCAUUGAUGAAGACCUCAAUUUUGUGCAGGAGAAUACCUUAUCUCAGAAAAAACCUACAGUGACACUUACAUAUGGCUCUUCUCGCCCUUCUAUUGAAAUUUAUCGACCACCUGCAAGUCGAAAUGCAGAAAGUAGUGCUCAUUUAAACAGGCUGCAAUUUCAACAACAGCAGAACAGUAUUCAUGCUGCCAAGCAACUUGAUAUGCAGAAUACCCGGGUAUAUGAAACAGGACGUUUGUGUGAGCCAGAAGUGCUUAACAACUUGGAGGAGACUUACAGUCCCUUCUUCAGAAACAACUCAGAAAAGAUGAGUAUUGAGGAAGAAAACUUCCGGAAGAGAAAGUUGCCUGUGGUAAGUUCAGUUGUUAAAGUAAAAAAAUUCAAUCAUGAUGGAGAAGAGGAGGAGGAAGAUGAUGAUUGUGGGUCCCGUACAGGAAGCAUCUCCAGCAGUGUGUCUGUGCCAGCAAAACCUGAACGGAGACCUUCACUUCCACCUUCUAAACAAGCUAACAAGAAUCUAAUUUUGAAGGCUAUAUCUGAAGCUCAAGAAUCUGUCACAAAAACAACUAACUAUUCUACAGUCUCACAGAAACAGACACUUCCAGUUGCUCCCAGAACUCGAACUUCUCAAGAAGAAUUGCUUGCAGAAAUGGUCCAGGGGCAAAGCAGGACCCCCAGAAUAAAUUCACCGAUUAAAGAAGAGGAAACAAAAGGAGAUAACACAGAAAAAAGUCAAGGAACUCAACAGAAGCAGUUGUUAUCUCGACUGCAGAUUGACCCAGUGAUGGCAGAAACUCUGCAGAUCAGUCAAGAUUACUAUGACAUGGAAUCCAUGGUCCAUGCAGACACAAGAUCAUUUAUUCUGAAGAAGCCAAAGCUGUCUGAGGAGAUAGUAGUGGCACCAAACCAAGAGUCGGGGAUGAAGACCGCAGAUACCCUUCGGGUACUGACAGGACACCUUAUGCAGACACGAGAUCUUGUACAACCAGAUAAACCUGCAAGUCCCAAGUUUAUAGUGACGCUGGAUGGUGUCCCCAGCCCCCCAGGAUACAUGUCAGAUCAAGAGGAGGACAUGAGCUUUGAAGGAAUGAGACCCGCACACCACAGCGCAGCCUCACACGAGGGACUCGCGGGGCUCCUCCACCCGCAGCAGUGGCGCUUGCUGAGCAGGCAGCUUGAGGACCCAGAUGGUAGCUUUUCAAACGCUGAGAUGAGUGAACUGAGUGUGGCGCAGAAACCAGAAAAACUUCUGGAGCGCUGCAAGUACUGGCCGGCCUGUAAGAACGGGGACGAGUGUGCCUACCAUCACCCCAUUUCACCGUGCAAAGCCUUCCCCAAUUGUAAGUUUGCUGAAAAAUGUUUGUUUGUUCAUCCAAAUUGUAAAUAUGAUGCAAAAUGUACUAAACCAGAUUGUCCCUUCACUCACAUGAGUAGAAGAAUUCCAGUACUGUCUCCAAAACCAGUUACACCACCAGCACCACCUUCUAGUAGUCAGCUCUGCCGUUACUUCCCUGCUUGUAAGAAAAUGGAAUGUCCCUUCUAUCAUCCAAAACACUGUAGAUUUAAUACUCAGUGUACAAGACCUGACUGCACAUUUUAUCAUCCCACCAUUACUGUACCACCACGACAUGCCUUGAAAUGGAUUCGACCUCAAACCAGUGAAUGACACCCAGUCCUACCUGGCAGAAGAUUAUGGAGUUUGAAAGUUUCCAUCUACUGAUGAGAAAGACAUUCUACAGAAUUUGUCAAAUCUUUGAAACUUGGAAUAUAUUGCUUUCAUAAUAUGAAGUUUAUUGCCUAUCUGAAGUGUCUAAUUUUUCAAGUUUGUAAGUUUAUUAAGUGAUUUUAACAUUGGGUGUUUUUUGUUUUGUUUUGAUUAUGAAAAUACAGUUUAAGGAAAAGCUGAAUUCUAUUAAAACAUUUGAGGCAUGUUUGUACACUGCUGUUUUCAAGUAUCAGCUUUUAUAGCGUGAUGUCAUUGUCAGUACUGAUAAUCCAGCUUGAGCCCCAGUGUUGCUGUCUGUACAGAGAGAUGUAUGUGGGGAGCAUCUGACGCCAGAAGUUGGAUUGUCACGUUCACGUUUCCACUCUGAAAACAGGAACGGCCUGAAGUGCUGAGGUGGCUUAAAAUAGUUACUCAAUCCUACUUUUUAAUUUUAAGCAAAUUUAGUUUGAAAAGCAUGAUAGCACAGCUUUUUGGGUUGAGUGCCACUUUGGUGAAUGGUUCCCACAUAUCUAGUCCCUUGCCUUCUGGGAAAGUGUCAGUGAGCUGGGGCAGGUAGGGUGAAAACAGUUGGAAUGGCAAGGGCGAAAAAUAUGAACAAUUCCUUAAAACGCUUUCAUUUACUGUUAACAUAUGCUUUUUAAAUAUUUUGGGGAUCUACAUUAUCACAAAAUAAUACAAAAUUUUUUACAAGUAUAUGCUUAAGGUAUCAGAACAAACUUUAAACUCAUAAGAUUAUAGCUUUACAUAUAUUCUCACAUUCUGAAAAAUAACAUUCUUAGAAAUAACCACAGAAAAUAGUUAUUACUAAAGAUAAUUUUUAAAUGUAAAAAUUAGAUUUAAAUAGUAUAUUUUAAAUGACAGACUAUAAUUACAGAGAUCAGAUGGGUUAACUGCAAAAUAUAACUAAACUUUUGGACUACUGAAUGAAAAUACAUAAUAUUGUGUAUAGUUUUAAAGUUAUUAAGGCAAGAAGUGUCAGAUGCUUUAGAAUUAACGGAUCACUGAUUUUAGAGACUUGAUAUAUAGUGUUUUUUAAAGUAAAGCUAAAAGUUGGUUAGGAAAGAGCUAAUGCAAAAGGGAUAGUAAAGAUCAAAACAUUCUGAGGACCAAAUUAACUAUAUUGAAAAAAAGUACAUUGAUUUGCUUCGUCAUAUACCCAAGGGAUAAUAAAACGACAUGUGU
This is a messenger RNA of Vicugna pacos (alpaca), 3522 nucleotides long. Lineage: Eukaryota; Metazoa; Chordata; Mammalia; Artiodactyla; Camelidae. The record is from RefSeq and is a predicted model, not a curated record.